AUGCCACCAAAAAGAAAAGCACCCCUCGCGGCCGCAGACGCCAACGCUCUUGCCCCCCCCCCAGCUGCAAAGAAAACAAUGACGGGAAAAAAGAUGGCUCAAGCUGGCGCAUCUGCACCAGCAGCUGCGCCGAAGAAGUACAAAUACUCGGACCCAAGUUCUCUUCCAAAUCGAGAUCCCGUUGAGAUUGGAUUCAUCAUGUGGGAACCACGCGAGGAGGACGACGAGGACGAUACAGACGAGGGCGAGGAAGAAGAGGAAGUCAUAUCUGGAUCACUGCAGGAUAUUCUAGAUGGGCUAGAGAAUGAGAGGACAAAGGCGUCGAACGAAGCUCUUAACCCUCCUCAUGAGGUUGCUCAGGGCGCUCGUCUUCUUUCCAGUGGGGAAAUACGAAGCCGAGUAGACGAGGCAUCGGCUCCAUACAGGGAGAAAAUGGACGAAGCUAGACAGAAGUUUGUGACUGCUGGAACGAUGACAGCAGAAGAGGCGAAAUUGAUUGUGGGGUAUAAUGAUGAAAUGAAGAAAGAACGAAGGAAGGCUAAAAAGGAUUUGCAAAAUGGCCUGAAUGGGGUGCAGAAGGAGAAGAACAAGGCGAUACAUCUGGCCCUGGAUCAUGACGCCGCAGAUACCCUGACAGUUGAAGAGGAACAACGCAGAAUCACAGAGGCGUCAAAACCAUUUGAGGAGAAGAUGGACAAGAUCAGAGGUGUGUUUGAGCAGCACAGAAGGCUGACAGCAGCAGAGACGAAGGCAAUUGUGCCGAACAUAGGGGAUGAUGCUGGGGACGAUGGCAAGAAUGGUGACGGAAAGACGGACAAGGACGCAGAGAAGGAAGCCUUUGUCCCCCCGAGAGUCGCUACUGAUAAGGGCUUCCCAAUCACUAAAGCCGGAAUUGAGAGAUUUUAUGAGAUUAAUGAGGAGGUGAAUAAACGUGAUCCGGAUAUGCAUAAUAUGUAUAUCUAUAAUGACUUCUCCGGCUAUGGGGUUAUAGAAGUAUUGGAGAAUAUGCUUGCCGAGUUCAACAAGCUCAUUUUCAAGAAAGACGUCUCCCCGUUCAAGAAAUGGGCCCUGGUCGAAGGGCUCGCAACCUACCUAGGAAUGUGCGACCACAUGACCUUGAUGAUGAACGAGAAUUCCGAAGGCAUGCACGAAAUAUUUGAUAUGAUGGGUGUAAUAUUCAUCACGGCCCUCGAAAUGCUUCACGAAUCCGCCCUUAUCGGUUCCACGUCCCCACUCCCAGAUAACGUAGGGGUAAUGACGUUAUUCUUCCUCGACUUCAUGAUGAACACCGCCGCCGAUCUCGAUAUCGAAUGGGUCCAUGAAAUUGUUCGGUCUGCAGAUAUGUAUUGUGUAGUACUUGAUCCGUUGUUGGAACGGAUUGAGGAUGUUGACCAGGAUGCUUUGGAUGAUUUGAGAGAGAGAUGUGAGGAGAAGCGGGGGAGGGGAUUCGCUUGGAAGACUGAGUAUCCAAAGUUUAAGAGGGAGCACCCCGGCGGCGAUCAAUAUGACAUCACCAAGAUUCCGAAGAUGCAGAAAGCGCGGCAUACGUUUGGUACCAAGGAGAAUGAUGCACUGAUGAGGCGGAUCAUGGGCGAAGAUUCAGGUGAAGAUGAAGAUUCAGAUGAGAUGGGGGAGUGGGAAGAUAUGGAGGAUUCGGAUCAAGACUAA
Venustampulla echinocandica is the source of this 1668-nucleotide messenger RNA. RefSeq lists its product as uncharacterized. NCBI's taxonomy places the organism in Eukaryota, Fungi, Ascomycota, Leotiomycetes, Helotiales, Pleuroascaceae. The transcript has 5 exons. Bases 1 to 1668 code for a protein of 555 amino acids. The record is from RefSeq and is a predicted model, not a curated record.